Molecule: messenger RNA, 6001 nt
Organism: Acipenser ruthenus (sterlet)
Lineage: Eukaryota; Metazoa; Chordata; Actinopteri; Acipenseriformes; Acipenseridae
Product: endoplasmic reticulum membrane adapter protein XK-like
Exons: 3
Coding region: 307-1605 (432 amino acids)
Cellular component (GO): membrane
Source: RefSeq, a predicted model, not a curated record
CUCCAUUUGUGACCCCCGGUCCUUGUUUCUCUUUUCAGGUCGAAAAAGUCCCUUUUGUCGACAUUGUCAAUAGCGUUAAGAAUUUUGAAUAAUACCUUUUAGAAUUGUGUUCUGAUUUACAGGCCUCUCUGGUGCCCUCUAGUGUGUCACUGCAGGAAAACAACCUGCACAAUUAAUUUCUCUGCAGCAGCAGCUGACACCGCAUCCAAAUGCGAAGACAUUGUGCCUGAGUUGGGUGGAUCACCACUGUUUUCUUACGAUAUGUAGUAAAGAAGCCUUUUUGCUUCUCCCUAUGGCUCUUUGAGAAUGCGAUUUCCGAGCUCCAUCUUCGUGUCUGUCUCCCUCUUUACUGCAGAGACGACAGCAGCCUUGUAUCUGAGCAGCACGUACAGAUCUGGGGGGGACAAGAUCUGGCAAGGGCUGACUCUCCUCUUCGCGCUGGUGCCAUCAGUGCUGGUACAGUUUACCCUGACGUUCAUUCACAGGGACUUGAGCAGGGAUAGACCUCUCGUUCUGCUGCUGCAUAUUUUACAGCUGGGACCCUUUGUCAGGUGUUUGGAAGCUUUUUUCAUCUAUGGCUAUGCUAGUAGUAUUGAAGAGCCAUAUGUCAGUAUUACAAGGAAAAGGCAGAUGCCCAAGGAUGGCCUUACAGAAGAGACUGAAAAAGAAGUGGGUCAGGCAGAGGGCAAGCUGUUCACACAUCGGGCUGCUUUCGCCAGGACAUCAGUGAUCCAAGCCUUCCUGGGCUCUGCCCCCCAGCUCACUCUGCAGCUGUACAUCUGUGUGCUGCAGCAGUACAUUUCAGUCGGACGAGGUACAUUGAUGAUCGUUUCCCUGCUGUCUAUAGUGUAUGGUGCCCUACGUUGCAACAUUCUUGCCAUAAAGAUCAAGUAUGAUGAUUACGAAGUUGAGGUGAAGCCGGCAGCGUAUCUGUGCAUAUUCCUGUGGAGAAGUUUUGAGAUUGCCACCAGAGUUGUGGUCCUGGUCCUGUUCAGUUCAGUACUCCAGAUAUGGAUCCUCCCAGUGGUGCUCUUGAACUUCUUCAUCUUCUUCUUCUAUCCUUGGAUACUGUUCUGGCAAAGUAAAUCCCCUUUCCCGGAAAACAUUGAGAAAACGCUGACAAGAGUGGGCACCACCAUCGUGCUGUGCCUUCUUACGUUUCUCUACGCCGGUAUCAACAUGUUUUGCUGGUCAGCAGUCCAGCUGAAACUCAGUGACCCUGACUUAAUCAACAAGUCCCAGAACUGGUACCUGGUGGCGGUGUAUUACAUGCUGAGGUUUAUAGAGAACGCCACUCUCAUUCUGCUGUGGUAUGUAUUUCAGACUGAUGUCUACCAGUAUGUAUGCACUCCUUUGCUUGUUCUGCAGCUGCUGAUUGGAUACUCCAUAGCCAUCUUUUUCAUGCUUGUGUUCUACCAGUUCUGCCACCCCUGUAAAAAGCUGUUCUCCUCCAGCAUUACACAAGGACUGUGGGCAUGCUCUCACAUCUUUUGUCUGCUCUGCAAGCCACGGUUGCCGCCGUCUAGCACUGCUGACUUUGCAAACGAUACACUGAAUGAGUCCCAGAAUGGGAAAACCAGUCAGAGCUUGUCUGUUAAUCCUUAAACACACAAGUCCAAUUCUCAUUUAGAAAUGGCCAAUUUGGAAAGCAAACUAAAUUACUUCAUAAGAUGAAUACAAUAACGGCUACGAAUAUUGCGUCACCUUGCAUUUUCAGACACUUUAUCACCAAAACAAGUUUUUACUUUCGAAGAUGAAUUGAUUAACACCAAUGAGAAGAAAUCAACGAUAUAACAAUACUUCACUAUAUAUUUAUUUUACCCCAGUCACACACUGUGACCUAUAGUACAUUCCCAGUUUACUUUGGAACCUCCAACAUCAAGUUAAAUCCCGUCUCAAUAACCAGUUACUUUCCCUGAUGAUCUAGUCACUCAGGUACUGUGCAGUUUGCAGUUCAACCUUGACAUUGCUGAACACAAAAUGAACCCCAGGAAGCACUAAUGGUUCUCAAGAGGAAACUUCUGAAAAUUGAACUAUAUCUGGCUACCAAAAAUAUGUAUAAAAAGACAUUUUUGCCUUGAUCUGCGGCGUUGGAGGUGUAUGGCUUCACAGGUUUAACAGGAUCCAAAUGAAAUAAUCAUCUAUAUAAAACAGUAGCUUGAUAUGGAAGAUGUAAAGUAACUUACUAUGUAUGAACACUACUGUGAUAUAUACAUAGGGCUUCUGAUUUUCGGUUUUAACCGAUAAAACCCGAUAAAACACCCCCCAAUACCAAAUAAAAAAUUGAAUCGGUGGAUAGCCAAUAAACACCGGAAAACACCGGAAAAACUGUGGAAAUGGUUAAUCAAUUCACGCUGACUUUACCCUUUUCACAUUUAAAAAAAUAAAACCUACUACAAAAAUAAUAAUAAAUACAUUUCCCAGGGCUGCUGGGCAAUGUCCCACAGCACCGAUGUUUGGAUGUUAUAUAACAUGUUUCAUUUCAUGAUGCUUAUGUGGUAAGUAAUUAUUUAAAAGUAAAUGUAUUUAUGAAUGAAUUCAUGAUUUUUUGGUCAUGCUCAACUUUUGUCUUAAUGAUGUCUAUGAAGUAUAUCAAUAACAUACCCUGUCACAGCUGUAAAUACUAGAGCUGCCAGUAUCAUGAUAGGUUACUGUCUGAAAUAUUGUGCUUGAUCCAUUUUAUGUCACACAUGAGGAAAGACAAAUACCUCCUCAUUGAUCACUAUGGGUGGUGGGGUUGUAAUGUUAGUAAAUGGGCCAGUAAAUCAAUGCAACAUCUACAAAAAAAUAAGGUCCUUUGACUUUUGUCCAUAAUAAGUUCAUCUUCAAAUUACCAGCGUGGCUCUCAGGGAUGCGGGUAUCCGUGUCCUUCACACACUUCUGGUUUCUCAGAAGUGGGACUCCAGGCUGGUUCACGCUUCUGUCACAGAUGAAUGUGAUACGUCAGGCGCAGACAGCUAUAAAAGCUGCACUCCGACCAUGCAGACCCACCGCAGAUAUAUAUAUAUUUUUUUCAUACAGCUGCGUUGUGUGAGGUGCAAGCUUCAGCAUGUUGGCAUGCUCUUAGUCAUACUCUCAAGUGGUAGUUCCUGCUGUGGAUAACUGGAAAACAUGGACCCCAGUAUGUCUUAGAUCAGAGCAGACUGAAGAACUAAACACACUACUAAGUUGCUCCCCUUUCACUUGACCUCCUGCAUAAGCAACUGACCCCCUGUGUCUGCUGGUUCUCAUUCUAACUGAGCUCUCAAUUACUUAACUAGACCCUUAAUUGAACUGAUAAUUUGCUUCAUUAGGUCUUUUUAAUUGUUUUCAUCUCUUAAACAGUUGUAGAGUUCAAGUUACUUAUAAAAUGUUACAGCUAACGUGAAAUCUACAACAGUUUAUGAGCUGAAAACAAGUAAAAAGGGAUCACUAGAGCUGGAUCAUGAGAUGGUGUUUUACUAGGAGGAUCUGGAUCGGUCUCCACUGAUCCUUAAUGUUGAUCCAAUCCUGAAGCUCUACCCAAUUUAACUAGGGAAACUGACCAAUGAGAAGUGAACAUACGUGGUGCAUAGUUUAAAUGCCCCGGCUGACAAAUUUGUAUACAGCCUGAGCUCACAGUAUUGUUGGGGGGAAAAUAGCAAACGAAUGGACAAAGAUAGAGGAGGAUGCACUAGGUUGAUGUAUCCAAAACACAGGGAAAUGGUUUAUGUUUGUAAUUCACCAUAGCUUGUGUUGUUUACUAAUGUUAUCACACUGAGGUUUCUGUCUACUUACAGUGUAACCAUCUCAUUUCAAGUAAAAACAACUUAAAACAGCAAAAUGACCUUUGCAAAUAAAUAUAGACAUCAAUAACAACUAAAUUCAUUACCACUUUUUACACAAUUAUAGCAAAUUAAUGAUGAUAUAUUACAGAUUCUAAAUUAUUCUGCAUGUUUAAAUUAUUAUUAUUAUUAUUUAUUUCUUAGCAGACGCCCUUAUCCAGGGCGACUUACAAUUGUUACAACAUAUCACAUUAUACAUUAUUUCACAUUAUACAGAUAUCACAUUAUUUUUUACAUACAAUUACCCAUUUAUACAGUUGGGUUUUUACUGGAGCAAUCUAGGUAAAGUACCUUACUCAAGGGUACAACAGCAGUGUCCCCCACUGGGGAUUGAACCCACAACCCUCCGGUCAAGAGUCCACAGCCCUAACCACUACUCCACACUGCUGCCUAAAUACAUCGCACAAACUCUCGCAUCUCUAUUUAUCAAUGUUCCAAGAAAUCUGUCACAUUUUACCAAACAUUUUUAAAUUAAUAAAUAAACAAUUACCAUAACGAACAUUAUCACGUUCAUCGUAGUAAAGUUGAGUUCUUACCUGUAAACAGGAACACCUUUAAAGUUUGAAACUCACUGUCUGGAGCUUGGUGUUUAUUUACAUUAUCAUCGAUACACAGCGGUUUGAGGUUCAAGCUACAAGCGCAUAUGCAUAUUAUAAGUGGAUGGAAGUUGAACAAAACUUUUUAAAAAACACCCUUUUCUUAUGCCAACACAUCAUAUUAGCAUCAUUUUAAUAGCAAAACUGUAUUUAUCUUAUCUAAUUGUGGGGAAACCCUCAACGUUUCUAGAAAUAUAUUUCAAGCGCAAUCCUCAUCCCUCUCAUUAAAUCUGGAUUGUGCCACAGUCUCUCUAGCGCUCUACUCUGUCUCGGGGGCUUUAUCCUGGAUCCAGACCCGAUCUAAGUGGCGCGUCGUGCUCUUCGAAACUGAAAGUCAUGGCUUCGUAAUUCCAUGACUCAGAAGUGACUGAAUGCAGCUAUUUGCCACACGCAUCACUCAUGACAACAUUGUGCCAACAAUUUAUUGUUUUGAAUGAUUUUGCCACGGGAAUGUUUUUGGAUCUUUUAAUUAGACAUACAAAGGAUGCAAUAUUUUGUUAUCAUUGUGUAAAUAACAUUGUAUUAUUUCAGAUAGAAUCAUCUUCAUGGAUGCCCCAGAAACUGCCUCCCAGUCCCAUCCCCCCACUUUUGAAACCAAAGUUACAUCACUGCUAGGAACACAGCGACAUCACUAAGGCAUAAACAACACUAUCGAUUGGAGACAGCCCCUUGUGUGAUUGACAAUGUACAAACAUAGGCUUUAAAAAUUUAAAUUGCCAAAUGAACUUGAAAGUUCAAUUGCCAUAUAAAAUUGAAAGUUUAAUUGGCAAACAGCUAAUUUACGAUUUAACUUAAGAAUUGACAAAUUAACUUACAAAUUAUUUUAUAAAUUUAAGAAUUAAUUUAUAAAUUUAAAAAUUAAUUUAUAAAUAAGAAUUAAUUUAUGAAUUAACUUAACAUCUGCCAACUGCUUCAGGCUGACCUGGAAGGAGAGAUGCGGAGAGCACACUGUUUGCUUGUAGCACUAAGGUACGCGUAACCAACACAGAAUAAGCACUUCUACGUAAAUCGUAAGGAGACCUAUUCUGUCAACGUGCAAGUAGUGUGUGAUCUGUGAUGCAAACAACUACGUCACAAAUGUGUAUGUAAACUAUCGUUGCUCUACUCAUGACUUGUUUAUCCUCACUAAUUUGCGUUUCAGCGGUAUGACAGUCUGAAAGGCUGGUUGAUAGAGGACAACGGGUAUGUGAAGCGUUGGCUGCUCAACCCCACAACCCCUGCCGAAGGUAUAAUCGUACCUUUAAAUGUGCUCGUACUGUAAUUGAGCAACCAUUUGGAAUCCUCAGAACGUGAUUCCGGUGUUUGGAAGUCUGUGGCGGAACACUUACAGUACACUCCUCAGAAGAAGGUUAGCAAUAUCAUCCUGUCUUGUGUUUUCUCCGAGUAGAUUGGUUCCCUUAAAUAAAAAGGGAACCAAUCUACUCAGAGAAAAGAUCCUCGAGGAGGUUCAGAAGCAUUUAAACUAGAAAGGAAGGAGGGAGAAAUCAACAAAAAAACAGAAAGGAGACUACAUCAAAACAAGCCAUUAAAUGUAUUUAUCUAAAUACUAGAAGUCUCAGAAACAAAAUGUUAGAACUUGAAGCUACUGCACUAACAGGUAAC